This is a messenger RNA of Kazachstania africana CBS 2517, 1002 nucleotides long. RefSeq names its product septin CDC10 (gene CDC10). Gene Ontology annotation, molecular function: molecular adaptor activity; GTPase activity; GTP binding. The transcript has a single exon. Gene Ontology annotation, biological process: cytoskeleton-dependent cytokinesis. Lineage: Eukaryota; Fungi; Ascomycota; Saccharomycetes; Saccharomycetales; Saccharomycetaceae. The record is from RefSeq and is a predicted model, not a curated record. Bases 1 to 1002 code for a protein of 333 amino acids. Gene Ontology annotation, cellular component: microtubule cytoskeleton; septin ring; cell division site.
AUGGCAUCAUCUAUCUCAUCAGAAACAUCCAAUUCUGUCAAGCCAACAUCUUACGUUGGUUUUGACACCAUCACAAACCAAAUCGAACACAGACUUUUGAAAAGAGGCUUCCAAUUCAAUAUAAUGGUCGUGGGUCAUUCUGGUCUAGGUAAAAGUACAUUAAUUAACUCUCUAUUCUCCUCUCAUCUAAUAGAUUCUGAAUCAGCCGAAGAUAUUUCACAGCUGCCAAUUUCAAAGACUACAGAAAUUAAAAUUUCAUCACAUUCACUUAUCGAAGAUAGAGUUCGUUUAAAUAUCAAUCUCAUCGAUACUCCAGGCUUUGGCGACCAAAUAAACAAUAAUAAAGUCUGGGAUCCUAUUGUUAAAUACAUUAAAGAACAACAUUCACAAUAUUUACGUAAAGAACUAACGGCACAAAGGGAAAGAAUUAUUAAGGAUACAAGAGUACAUGCCAUUCUCUACUUUUUAGAACCUUCAUUAUCUUCUAAAGGUAAAGGUCUUACUCCCUUAGACGUUGCUACUUUGAAACGUCUAACAGAAGUUGCUAAUGUUAUUCCAGUUAUUGGUAAAGCUGACACUUUAACAAUUGAUGAAAGAGAAUCAUUUAGACAGCUUUUACAAGACGACUUCAAGAAACAUAGUUUGAACAUUUAUCCAUACGAUUCAGAAGAUUUAACAGAAGAUGAAUUAGGAUUAAAUAGUAGUAUAAGAUCAAUAAUUCCAUUCGCUGUCGUUGGUUCAGAAAAGGAAAUUGAAAUCAACGGUGAAUUAGUAAGAGGCAGAAAAACGCGUUGGGGUGCAAUUAAUAUUGAAGAUAUAAAUCAAUGUGAAUUUGUCUAUUUAAGAGAAUUCUUAAUUAGAACUCAUCUACAAGAUUUGAUCGAGACUACCGCGUUUGUUCAUUAUGAAAAAUUCAGAGCAAGACAAUUAAUUGCAUUGAAGGAAAAUGCUAACAAUCGUGCUUCCACUCAAAUGCAAAAUAACCCAAUGUAUCAACAUUAA